Messenger RNA from Tripterygium wilfordii, 609 nucleotides. RefSeq lists its product as uncharacterized. NCBI's taxonomy places the organism in Eukaryota, Viridiplantae, Streptophyta, Magnoliopsida, Celastrales, Celastraceae. The coding region runs from base 1 to 609 and encodes 202 amino acids. The record is from RefSeq and is a predicted model, not a curated record. The transcript has a single exon.
AUGGGGAAUGGAUACAAUCGUCACCAAACUCUUCAUCACAAGACCACAUUCUUGCCUACGUUGUGUUCAAGGCCUUCGAUCAAAGAUGUGGCAAUAAUACCCAGAUGGGAAGAACGAUCUUCUUCAUCAUCAAACGACCCUCUGUCACCAAAAAUUGGUUGUAUGGGUCAAAUCAAGCGAAAUGAGAAGUUCAAUUUGGGCUUUCACACUUCUCGCAAAUUUGUGGUUUCAGAUAAAACCAUCAACAAUCACAACAACAACAACAGCCCUGCCAAGUAUUUUAAGCUCAAGAAGAUCCUCUCAGGCAAGAAUUAUAGUGUCAACACUAGUACUACUACUGCAACAUCCACCAUCAAUAACGACAGAAUAUGUAGAAGAAGAGGAGGGAGUUUUGAUUGUGGAAGUCGACCCAGGAUUGUUGAUGGCAAGGAGAAUUCUGGGUUUGUCAAUAUAGUUGAGAUGGACCCUCCAUUGCCUGUGAUUAGGAAAAUGAAACCAACAGCAGGAGGAGGAGGUGAAGCUGCAGAGAGUCUUUGGAAGAGGAGAUCCGGUGGGGUUGCAUUGCAGAGUUUGAGGCUUCAAGAGAUUCAAAUCCGGACAUGGUAUUGA